AUGGUACUGGGGGCCCUACUUUGCCUCAAUUAUUACAUCAAAGCCCUUGGAGCUGCUUCCCUAUCUCAGGUAGUCACACAUCCACUAAUGAAGAGCAUCACCUACUGGCCACAACUUGUAUUGGGACUGACCUUCAAUUGGGGAGAACUGCUUGGUUGGUCAGCUGUCUUUGGCUCCUGUGACUGGUCGGUGUGCCUACCACUGUAUUUCUCAGGAGUGGUGUGGACAUCCAUUUAUGACACCAUCUAUGCCCAUCAGGUAUUAGAUGACGAUAUCAGAGUAGGGGUCAAGUCUAUAGCAUUGAGGUUCCAGGAGCACACCAACAAUUGGCUCAGUGGGUUCAUGAUGGCCAUGAUGUUAAGGCUGGUUGUGGCUGGGUUCAACGCAGAACAGACCCUGCCUUACUAUGCAACAUUGUGGCUAUUCACCUCACAUUUAAUUGGGUAUAUUUACACAUUGGACAUCAACAAACCAGAGGACUGCUGGAAGAAAUGUAUUUCAAUCAGAACCCUUGGACUAUUCUUGUUCUUGGGAAUAGUCUGUGGAAAUGUGUGGAAAGAAAGAAGAUACACUUUAUUUCCAAGAGUUUGA
Oncorhynchus mykiss (rainbow trout) is the source of this 591-nucleotide messenger RNA. Lineage: Eukaryota; Metazoa; Chordata; Actinopteri; Salmoniformes; Salmonidae. The record is from RefSeq and is a predicted model, not a curated record.